AUGACAGUCACCAGUGUCGUGGGUAAAAUAUUGGAAGAUUUGAGGGAAAAGUCGCUUAUACACUCAAAAAGAAAUAAAAAACAUAAGUUAAAGGAUAGUUUAAGAACAAAAUCCAGUAGAAGUAAUGCUAAAGUAGAUGAAAUUGUUAAAAGAAGAAGAUUCAUAUUCAAGCCCUUCAACAAUUCUUUAACGAACUCUGAUUUUUUCACACGACUUGUGAAUAGUUCACCAAAACCUCCAGUUUUACGGUCUAUACACCACCCAGUUGUUAAUCACCUACUUAAAUUGUCCUAUAGCUCAAAUUACAGGAGUUACAGAGGAUUGGUAUUACUGUCUAGUUUGAAGCUAAUAAAGGAAUACUGUAGCCGUAACGGUCCUUGUAACAGGAUAUACACAACAUCCCACUCAAAUAAGUUACUCUCUGACCCAGAUGUCAAGUUCGAUAAGGUUUUGUUAGUUUCUAAAAAAGUUCUCCAGAAGGUUGGGAACUUGAAAUCAUACGAUAAAGGCCUUCUGGCUGAGGUGCCUUAUCCAAAACCAUCACCAACACUUGGGAUUCCAAAACUAGUGCUUUGUCUUUGUCCAAGUACUAAAAAGACAAAUAGGACCACGGAGUCUGAUUUAGGAACUUUAAUUCGAUCUGCUCAGGCUCUUCAAUGGCAGGCCGUCUGGGUUCUUCAAAACGGCAACAUUGAUCUUCUGGACCCUCUAACGAUUCGGUCAUCUCAUUAUUCAUUGUCAACGAUUCCUUACUCAAGAGGGACAAUUGACGAGACACUUGAGUUUGCAAAAAAGAAUGAUUUGCUUCUUUGCCACUGCUGUAAAGACGGAAUUAAAGUCGACUCUGAGACUUUCUCUCAGAAAAUAAGUUCACACAAGGGGAUUAUGCUCAUGGCAGGAAACUUACCCUACGAGCUGUUUUCAAAGAGCACAAAGUUGUCAGUGAUCCCGAGAACCGGAUUUUCAGAAGAUGGCAACUCAGUCAUUGUAGGAUCAGACGUGGGUUUUGUUGGGAGUAUCUCGGCAGGAAGAAAGUAUACCUUAGAUGACCAGGUACAAACCGCAGUUUCGAUGUACUUGAUUAAGAAGAUGUUCUUUAAUAACCUUCCAUCGUCACCAUUCAUACACCAGUUUACUGCCAACUUUUGUGGAAUUAAAGUUAAUUUAAAAUAAGGAGACAUGUAAAGUACAUAGUGUGGAUAAAAUAUUGAACAAGAGCUAAUUAAAUUAUCUAUAAAGAAUUAUUCUUGGGUAAAUAGUCCUGGCGGAGUUUCGAGUUGUACCUCGGGCCAUUGGGCCUCCUAAAAAAGCCUUUGCUUCUGUGAUUUGACCUAAUAAUAGGACUCAAAUCGUGAUUCUGACGGCGCACAGAGGACCCGGAAUAGUACAUCUCGCUUCUCGCAGAACAAACACCUAUAUAUUUGGAAAUCGAUAGGAAACCAGAGGAGUAAUCGAUGGGACCGUUGAAGGACCUGGGCCUGUGUUUGUUACGAAAAGUCGGUUUUCGUGGCCCUCCAGGCCUCCUGAAAUUCUUGUUUCGGGAGUUGAUGACGACGGGAGUGCCGUCUGACAUUUUCAGCCCGAACCAGAGAUCUGAGGGGUUUUCGCACAUGUUGAACCUGCUGUCGCUGUGAAUGUUCACCAUUCCACAGGUGGAGUCAAUAUCACUGUCCGAAUUACUAUAAGACGAUUUGUUUAUCUUCGAGUUUGUUUUAGUCGACUGGUACUGCAGAGAGCUCGAGCUCUUCUUUGCGCACCACAAGUAGUUUUUCGCAGAUGGUUUCUCGGGCAAUCCAUUUGAGACACCCAGCAAUGUCUCGGGCGAGCACACCGUCUCCAUGUCCUCCAGGAGAGCGUCCAAGUUCACGUCAGACAAAUGCACCACCUCAGUAACCGGAUCUUUGACCACAGCAGCUUCACCGGCCGUAACCUGAUUCACCAGAUCCAUCGCUCAGAUCUCUAAAGUUAAUUAUCCAUACCUAACAGCUAAUACAUGGAUCAUAUAUGUGUAUAUAAGUAAGUUUAAAUCAAAAUUAAAAAUCGACAUUAUCUUUACCAAGAUAGAAAUAUAAUUAACAUGCUACUACUAAUAUGGAUAUGAUAAAAACAGAAUUUUGGGUAUAUUGAAUUUUACAAGGUGAAAGGAUAAAUUUACGGUGUGAAUUUACCUUUAUAUAGCAAUAUCCUUUGAUUACACCUUUUAAAAAUUAUGAAUUAAAUACACAAAAUCUGUUAAAUCUCCACCGUUUACGAAACGGGGAGCAGAUAUUAUUAUAUCUGCAUAAACACUAUUUGAUGUGGAAAAUUAUCUCUCAAUUCAUCUUAUGAGGAUAUAUGUAAUUAAAAUUAAAAAUAUAUCUAUCGUACAAUUAAUAAACAACUGAUACUGAAUGUAAUUUCGAAGACGUAUUGAUAAAAAUCUAUACUGUGGGGACCAAUUUUGUUUCUAAAAUUUAUAUCAUUAAACAAUUGAAUCUGUUAAAUAUAAAAAGCUUAUUUCGUUCAACAGAUUGUGAUCUUUGUAAAAAAUUUGUAUAUAUACAGUCA
Molecule: messenger RNA, 2547 nt
Organism: Theileria parva strain Muguga
Lineage: Eukaryota; Apicomplexa; Aconoidasida; Piroplasmida; Theileriidae
Product: SpoU rRNA Methylase family protein
Exons: 5
Coding region: 1-1173 (390 amino acids)
Molecular function (GO): RNA binding
Source: RefSeq, a predicted model, not a curated record